AUGACAACACAAGCAUCGGGGAUUAAUUCUAAAUUACCUCCAGUUAGUUAUAUAAAGGUAAUUAAAAUUUCCAAAUUUUCUAAAUUAAAAAUAACUAAAAAGGCCGUAGAUGUUUGGAUUGGGGCUUGUUUAGCAUUUAUUUUUGCGGCAUUAUUAGAAUAUGCUUUAGUUAAUUAUUAUGGUAGAAGAGAAUUUUUAAAUAUAGAAAAGAAAGGGAGAAGAAUGGGAAGAUUAAGUAUGGCAUAUCAACAAGAAUGUUUAUGUCCACCACCACCACCACAAUUAUUAUUAUCUCCACAAAACAUUUAUCAUCCAGACUUUUUUGCACCAAAAACUUUAAAUAAUAAUAAUUUAACAAAAAAUAAUUCCUCCGAUUUAAGCAAAACUCCACUAAAUUUAGAAAAUAAUAAUUUUUAUCCAAAAAGACCUAAAAGAAUUACAAGAUUUGGAUUAAUAAUUAAAAGAAUUAAAUAUUUAUUUGGUUCGAAUAUUGAAUUAUCUAAACGUGUAGAUAUUGUUAGUAGAGUAGCUUUUCCAACACUUUAUGCCGGAUUUUUAAUUUUUUAUUAUCUUCGUUUUGUUAUGUUUCAGUCAACUGAAGGAUUUAAAUAA
Meloidogyne enterolobii is the source of this 612-nucleotide messenger RNA. NCBI's taxonomy places the organism in Eukaryota, Metazoa, Nematoda, Chromadorea, Rhabditida, Meloidogynidae. The record is from the annotation of a GenBank genome assembly.